ACCAGGUUGCUUGGGCUCCCCAUUUCCUCUUAUCUCUUAUCUCCCCAUGCUGUCUUAUCUCAGCCUGAUUGGCUCAGGGUCCUGGAGAGCCUGGGAGUGCUUACCCAGCAACCAUCAUGCAAGGUGGUGCUGGCAAUCAGCCUGCUGCUGGGGGCUGGAGGCCUCUGCCUCUGGUUCCAGUGGAAAAAGAAGUCCACCAAGAGCCAAAAGGAUUGUAGUAAAGAAUCCGUAGCAUCCACAGCCAUAGAGAGUAAGUGUGAUCCCUGGAUCAAAUCCCACUUCAGCCGCCUUUCAGACGAAAAGUUAUGUGCCCUGAUGCAAGAAGGUGGGAGUGGGGAGGCCAUUUCUGCUAGUACCAAUGUGAAAGUGGAAACCUGUACCUCAAGGCUUAAAGAAGGGAGAAAUGUUGAUGUCCACAAGGAAUCCUAUAUCAGCAGGCAGAGGACAUCAGGAAGCAGAGUGUUCAAGGAGUCCCACAAAGAUUCUGCCAAGUCGAGCUCAGUGGACGAGUCCACAUGGGCAUCCGUGGCUGCGUGUGUGAGGGAAAUCGACGUCACCGGUAAGCACCUGGCGGAUUCCAUGCUUCAGCGGGCCGCGGACUGCCAAAACCCUGGUCACUUGGAAACCAAGGACAUUAAUAAAGAGGAACUCAAGGUCCUGGAGAAAGUAGAGAUGAAAGUCGUAGGGAAUCUCCUCAACCAUCGGGAAAACAAUGUAGCUGGCUCAAGCAGUGGCUAUGGCAGCCAUGGCGUUCACAGCCAACGAUCAUGUGGCCAUCACGCACCCCAUGCUUAUUUUGAAGUCACCUAAUCAGGCUGACAUCGUCUCAUUCUCCCAACUGGGACCACACAAUUACAACACUCGAGGAUUCUCCCACUACCUCCCCUAUCCUUCUUCUGGUCUGAGGAGAGGUAGUUUUCAAUGCUAAUCAAAGGGAUUUCUGGUGAUGUGUCUCUGGCCCCAUCAACCUCACCUGGGCCAGUGAAAUAUUUGGACUUUAUACAGUGCCUACAGGAUGCCAGAGGUGAAAAUCUAGCACAGGGAACCAUGGUGACCUGCCAAAGAAGAGACAAAAAAGAGGAGAAAGCUGUGCCUUUAGGAACAGACUUUGCCUCUCCUAGAUGGCCAGUGAUGAAGAAAUCCACAGAAGGGAAGUCAGUCCAUUGGCUCCUCAGGGAAGGUACCAGGAGCAUCCUUCAGGAUAACAGAGGGAAGUGCUCAAUGACCCAAGACCUGCAUCCCUCACCCCUAAAAAAAAAAACACCAUGGGAUUUAACUGAAGACAAAUGCCUGCAAAUGAGCCAAUAAAACCUUGCAAUACUGUG
Messenger RNA from Phascolarctos cinereus (koala), 1325 nucleotides. RefSeq names its product chromosome unknown C10orf62 homolog (gene CUNH10orf62). Lineage: Eukaryota; Metazoa; Chordata; Mammalia; Diprotodontia; Phascolarctidae. The record is from RefSeq and is a predicted model, not a curated record.